This is a messenger RNA of Boleophthalmus pectinirostris (great blue-spotted mudskipper), 3072 nucleotides long. It is a transcript of the gene creb3l3l, whose product is annotated as cAMP responsive element binding protein 3-like 3 like. Gene Ontology annotation, biological process: regulation of transcription by RNA polymerase II. NCBI's taxonomy places the organism in Eukaryota, Metazoa, Chordata, Actinopteri, Gobiiformes, Gobiidae. Bases 158 to 1639 code for a protein of 493 amino acids. Gene Ontology annotation, cellular component: nucleus. The transcript is spliced from 10 exons. Gene Ontology annotation, molecular function: DNA-binding transcription factor activity, RNA polymerase II-specific; RNA polymerase II cis-regulatory region sequence-specific DNA binding. The record is from RefSeq and is a predicted model, not a curated record.
AUUUCUGCCUUGUUGGAAGGUGCUUUCAUCGGAAACGCAGUGUGGCAGUAGGCGGUAUCAGCGAACAAACGGCAAAUAGACACCCAAACACCACGGGACCCACUCACUCGUUUGGUAUUUUAACUUCUGGGGCUAAAACGUGACCGAUUUCCUGCAGAUGUCAGUCACUGAAGACCUCCCAGACAUGGAGGGGACAGACCUGUUAGGACUGCUCUUCCAAGAUGGUGCAGAUGGAUCCACAGAGCCUUUGUUUUCUGAUGGGAAUGAGCUCAUUGAAUCCUGGCUGUCUGAACAAGAUAUGCUGCCUGGUUUGGACACUGAAGACUUCCUGUCCAGCCUGUUGGACGAGGACAUGGAUGCAAUCUGCCCGUCUCACUCUCCUCUGGGCAGUGACAGUGGCAUCUCAGAUGACAGCAGCGGAGGGGGGCACCACAGCCACAACAGCCCCCACAGCAGUGACAUGGUGCCCAGCCCAAGCUACUCCCAGCCCAGCCCGGUGCACUCAGAGCCUGGCCCCUUCACCCCCACAGACUUCCACACGGAGAGCCCCGAGGCGCUGAUGGUGCAGGCCGAUCACAGCUACUCUCUACUGCAGGGGCCAGACAGGGACAUGGACGAGCUGCAGAGUGUCCGUGCCGAGAAACUGGACACAGAUGUCUUCAUUGAUUUAGAUGACCUGGUGGGUGAGGCCAUGGAGGGAGAGGAGGACGUCACCAGUGAGUUGCCUUGUACUCUGGAUGUGGAGGACAUGGCCGAAGACUCGACUCAGCUCAAACAAACAGAGCAGUUCCAGUUCAAAGAGAUUGUGCUCACAGAGGAGGAGAAACGACUUCUGGCCAAAGAGGGUGCCACUAUUCCAACACACAUGCCUCUCACAAAGGCUGAGGAGAGGACCUUGAAGAGAGUACGGAGAAAGAUCCGGAACAAGCAGUCAGCUCAAGAGAGCCGCAAGAAGAAGAAGGUCUAUGUGGACGGACUGGAAAACAGGGUUGCCAUCUGCACAGCACACAACUUGGAGCUGCAGAAGAAAGUCCAGAUGCUCCAAAAACAGAACAUGUCUUUGGUCGAGCAGCUGAAGAAACUCCAGUCCAUGGUAAAGAUGUCCACAUUGAAAGCCAGCACCACUAGUACAUGUGUUAUGGUGUUCCUGUUAUCCUUCUGCCUCAUCAUCUUUCCUUCUGUCAAUCCCUUUGGCAGCAAACCAGAACAAAAAGAGCUGUACACCCCGUCCUCAGUCAUCUCCAGGACCUUGCGCUCCCUGCCUCCGGACAGCGAUUCCAUCCCAUACCUCGAGCCUGAUGAUGAAGAACCGCUCAUCUUAAUGACCCAGGAAGUAGAAAAUGUAAAAGCUAUCUUUGCCGGAGGUCAGAAGAACCACACUCCAGACUAUCAGCAAGUAGAGCAGCCUGACUCAGAAACAGGUGUCAACAGCAACUCAUCUGCGGACUUCCCCAACCCCAACCAGGCUCUGGAUAUCAAACCAGGACAGGCAGGUGGAGGGGGGACACUCCAGGAAGGUCCAAUAGAUAAAGUGUCUGCCUCUGCUGUUGCUUACGAGGUACAAAACUCGAAAGAGAACUGGAUAGAAAGAAAUCCCCCAUCUGUCAUACUACAACAACACCGUUCAGAUGAGAUGUAGUAGUUGAGGUGGAUCAGCAGAGGGAGCCAUAUGAUUUUAGCUAGGGAAGUUUGUAAAAAGAUGGAAGGGAACUAUAUGGUAUCUAGAGUCAUGUUUCUAUCUAUGCUACUUCCCCCUUUUAACCGCCUUUUGAUGUACUACUGUUACUUCAUUUGCACUUUGGUCUACCUUGUUUGGCGAGGCAGGAAACGUUGAGAUUCCCUAGUAUCAGUACUGUGUAGGCUACCUAUGAAAAGCACUCUGCUGAGAAGGAAAUUGUGUAAACAUCACCAAAAAAGAGAAUGCAAACGUGUCUUAGAGUUUAUUAAAUGAAGUUAUAGCAAUCAUGUCCAUGCCAUAAAAUUACAGGGAUAACUUUGUUAGACUUGAAGGGGUAACUAGGGCUGCACCAGUGUAGAAAAACUUUGUAUUUUAAAUAAUGCAAGUAGUAUGAUCUUCAGACUAAAAUGGUAGUACAAUAUUGACUUCAUAUCACUAUUGAGAUCAAAGAAAGCUAUGACAAGGUGGCUACUGGAUACCCAACCUCUGGCAUUAUUUUAACUAGCCAUUUUACUAACAGUUAGCUAAACCUUAUCUUAAUAUAAGACUUUAGGCACAAAGCCUAGAACAAAAUUAUUUCUGAACUAGCACUUUUUAUAUGAACAUUUUAAUUUGUUUGGAACUUAUUCAGGGAAAUAAUGACUUUGUUACAGCUACAUGUUUGUGUUAUGUAUUUUGCUGUAACAUUAAGUAGUUAGUGCAGCCCUGGUAGGUACCCGGCCCUCAUUAAUCGUAGAAGAAUGCUGCUUUAACCUCAUGAUGCUUGACCUAAAGUGGUUAUUGGACCACUGUGAUGCUUCAGCCAUUGCAGGACAUUUGGCCAUGUAGAAGACUUGUAAAGGUAUUAGUAAUUCCCUUGUAACAAGGGUGUCAUGCUUCUUUCAUUUUUGGAAUGUUUCUUUGUUUUAUUUUUUUAUUUUAUUUUUAAUGUUGUACAGUGAAGCAAUGAGUAAUGCAAGCUCUAGUUUAAUCAGACGCCAAACCAUUGACCAUGCAGUAGUUGUCAGACCCUUAACUCUUUCUCCAACCGACACCUCUUGUACUUUCUAUGCUGUUCGUCUUGAUACUUGGCACUUGAAAAAGGGAUUUGAUAAAUAUGUACUCAGUAAAGUGUCGCAGUAAAGUAUAUUCAAAAAUGUAAUGACCUGUUUUUGUCAGUGAGGCAUUUUUGUUUUGUUUUUAUGAAUAUUUUCUAUGUUAUUAAACAUAAUCUAAAUGUAUUUGGAACUGACCUGUUCUAAUCAGUACUUAUGAGAUUUUACAUGUGGAUCAAGCACUGGCGUUUGACAUAGUGUAAAUAAGCUUCUAUGAUUGUAGCUCGCCUGUACAUUUGAAUUGUUUAUGUAUAAGACAUGUCUGAACAUCUAUAAUAAACCUUUUUUACAUCAACAAAA